UUUCUCUUCUUAUAUAAGAGCACACGAGACAGUGAUCAUUCCAUUAAAUCCUAUUAUUACUUGUCAAUUCGUUACAUUCAAACCAUUCAUAGUAAGUUGUAGUCUUGCCAAAUGAAUUUUCACUAAUUAUAUAUAGUUGCUUCAAUUAAAUUCAUCUCCAACCAAUUCAUCAUCCUCUCAUGAACAAACAAAAAAACCUUUAUUUCAUUGCAACUUCAGAUGGACAACUACCACUUCAACACCCGAUCAUGAUCCUACCGGCACCCCCAUGGAGUUGUUGCUGCUAGACUACUCUCCGCAUCAUCUUAAACAUUAUUCAAAUUUCUGAAAAAUUGUUAAAUCUAUAUCUCAGUGGAUCGUUAGGUUACCACCACUCAAAAAGUUGUAAGAUUGCGUACACUAGUGAAGUACUCCACUUACUUUCCUAGGCACAAGAUCCUAGUAAUAAACAUGAUAACAAAUCUUUUUCAAGUGGUCGUUCAGGUAGAAAACAGGGGGAAAAUUCCGGUAUAUCUGAAAGAGAUUUUCCUUCAUGCACGACCAGGACGAUACAGCCUUGUGAUCAGAGUAGACCCCUUCAGCACAAAGGUUUUCGCGGCGCAUACCUUCUUUGCUCGCAACAAAUCCUUCGGGAGGCCCUCUACCGUAGAGGUCCAUAUAAAUGGGGAAUUAAUUCAGCGGUUGACGCCGCAGAUGUUCGUGCAUUUCCCCAAAAUCAUCAUCGAUGGAGAGGGAUCAAUCAUCCGUGUGGUUCGUCCCCAACGAGCUCUCGAGCUCUCUCGUCUCAGGGCCUUCAACUUUCUUGCUAUGGGCUAUAAAGAAAGGAAGGAAGUUUGGGUUGUGAAAGAAUAAUUAUGGACUCAUAUGCAGGCGCCACCUACCUUAUAUGAAAUUCAUGCUUUAUUUUCUGAAUUUUUCUUUUUAACUAUUGUUUUGAAGGAUGUGUGUUGUUCUUUUUUCUUCCGUUUGUUUUCCUCAUCACGUGUGUGCGCUUUUAUUUUUAAAGAUA
Solanum dulcamara is the source of this 1009-nucleotide messenger RNA. RefSeq lists its product as uncharacterized. Bases 451 to 852 code for a protein of 133 amino acids. NCBI's taxonomy places the organism in Eukaryota, Viridiplantae, Streptophyta, Magnoliopsida, Solanales, Solanaceae. The transcript is spliced from 2 exons. The record is from RefSeq and is a predicted model, not a curated record.